CGUAGUAGCCUCGUCAUCACAGCAAUUGGUCCUAUGGUCUAGUGGUUAGGACACUGGACUCUGAAUCCAGUAGCCCGAGUUCAAGUCUCGGUAGGACCUUAUUUCCUUGUUAUCACUUCCCUUUUUUUAUUUGCGCUCUCUUCGCGAUGGCGCUCUCUCUCUCUCUCUCUCGGAUCCUCGAUCGGUGAUGGAAGCUGCUCAGAUCGCGGAUUAUCGUUUGGCGCUCGCUGGAUUUGCGUUGGAAUCCAGUCCUUUGUUCUAGGGCAGGGGCGGUUGCGGAUUCCUCCAAGAUCGUCGUCUCUGUGAAUGAGCAGCGGAAAUGCACGGGGAAAUGCUAUUGGGGAGAGGGUUUGCGGCUGGGGGGCAUUUGGCAGCCAUGGGAAGGCUUCUGCAGAGUGGAAGUAAUUUGGAUCCUUCACCAGAGCGCUGUAGAUCAUUGUUGGUGCCGGAGGAUAGCGGAGUAGAUGUAGAGAAUGGUGGCAAGAGAACUAUUCCAAAAUCAAGAAACGGAAUGCUAGGCGAAGACAUGGACGAUGCAGCUCCGCUCGAGUCGGGGUUAUCCAUGUCCGAUAUGCAAAUGGGAAGCUUUUCUACAUUAAAAGCAGCAAAACGAGCUGAAGUGGGAGGGACAGGUCCAAAGGUUGGGAGGCCACGAAAACUAUCGGUGUACAAUCCAAGAGAGAUGAGCGACGGUAAUCCUGGAGAAGAUUGCUUGGUAGUGGGCCCAAGUGCUACUGUUUCACAUUCCGAAGGUUUGUCUGCAUCCGGAAAACGGCGAAAGCAGCAUCUGCCGUUCACUGUCGAUGACCUGGAUAUCAUGUGUGGAGUACCGUCACCUCGAUCUGGAGCUCCUUGCAGGCAACCAUUGACAUGUAAAUCACAUUCAAUUUCAAGUAAACGAGCUGUUACUGGUCGGAGAAAACCUUUUGAUGCGUUGCUUCAAGAUUUUAAGGACAAUAACUCGCGAAAGUCACAGCAAGCAGACAUUCCGAGGCCGUUGGCGACCAAAGUUUACUGUUCGGGUCACAGCCAACGGAUGCGUGCAGUGAUUACCAGUCUGUACCGAGAGUCCAUCUCAGGACGGUCGAGUUUGCCACAAAACGAGCAAACUCUCGCUUUGGAUGCUAACCCGCAGCAGCAGCAGCAACAACACACUCUUAUGAGCCUAAACAAGGUUAGAACAACGGAAGGUGGUGAUAAAGUAGAGGUGGUACUUUACGCAGCAGCACAUUUGCCAGCAUUUACUGCUCGCCGCCUGUCCGGGUAUUCAUUGCAGCGAAAUCAACAGGCAGCGCACAGCGGCCCAAUUCACGUUGCGCGAUCAACUCUCCCGUUUGAAAAUCCGGAUUUUACUGGCGUUUAAGGCCGUUUGAGUAGCUAUAUUUCUGC
Molecule: messenger RNA, 1389 nt
Organism: Selaginella moellendorffii
Lineage: Eukaryota; Viridiplantae; Streptophyta; Lycopodiopsida; Selaginellales; Selaginellaceae
Product: SCA7 domain-containing protein SELMODRAFT_439258
Exons: 10
Coding region: 320-1363 (347 amino acids)
Cellular component (GO): SAGA complex
Source: RefSeq, a predicted model, not a curated record